AUGAAGACAUACUGUCCCUUUAACACCAUGUACACUCAAUGGGCCAACUUUCUGCUAGUGAGAGGAGACAGCCAAACACAGCCAACCACGAGCCAAUCAAGAGACAACCACAACCAACCACCGGCCAAACACAGCCAACCAAGAGACAACCACCAGCCAAACACAGCCAACCAAGAGCCAACCACGGCCAACCAAGAGCCAACCAAGAGACAACCACGGCCAACCAGCAGCCAAACAGCCAACCACAGCCAACCAAGAGACAACCACCAGCCAAACAACAACCAACCAACAGCCAAACACAGCCAACCAGCAGCCAAACACAGCCAACCAGCAACCAAACAACCAACCAGCAACCAACCACCAGCCAAACAACAACCAACCACCAGCCAAACAACAACCAACCACCAGCCAAACACAGCCAACCAACAACCAACCAACAGCCAAACAACCAACCACCAGCCAACCAACAGACUACCACAGCCAACCAGCAACCAAACAGCAGCCAACCAAUGUCAUUCAUCCCCAGGCAUCCUCUCAAACACCAACAACUCCUCUGGGCUACAAAACUCCACAGCGAACUAGGCCCGCCCACUCUGAUUGGAAAGCGUGCCUGUCACUCCGCCCCGCCUAGCUCUCCGAUUGGCUCCGGCUAAGAGGCGGUUACUUGACGCUGGCAUGGCGACUCGUAAACCCGUAUCCCUCCGCCCGCGCUCGUGAAGAGUCUAGUGUCCCCUUCCGCCGAAGGAGAACGAGAGAGAGAGAGCGAGCGAGGGAAAGUAGUGCUUGGCUCCCGCCCUCCUCUUUCUUGGGGGGGAAAGCAGCGAGCGUCUGAGGGAAGGGGGUAAGUAGUAAUGGCGGGCCGAGCUGGUGGUGGUGAGGAGGAGGAGAGACAGAGGGGGUUAUAGAGUUACCCAGUGGGCGGGCUGUGGGUGUCAGGGGGGGUUAAUGUGGAGAGUGGCUGAUGACGUCUGGGAGCAUAGAGAGUGAUUAGAAAAAAAAAAAGAAGAAAAAAAUGGAGGAGGAGGUUUAAGGGAGCAGAGUGUGGAGACAGAGGGACAUGUGAGGGGAUUGGGGCAGAGCUGGCUAGGUAGGUAGGGGGGUAAUGGGAGUAAUGGUGGGGGGUCCUAGUGGGGGCUUUCUGUGAUGUUCAGUCUGAGGGGCUGGAGAUACAAGGAGGAGGAGGGGGGGCACACAGGGGGCGGGGGAGCUGUGUAUAGAGAGAGGAGGGGGGAGGUGUGGAUUUCCUAGUCUCCCCUCCCCCCACCCCUAGCUCUCUCGUUACAUUGUAGCAUUGAAACAAGUUACAGUUGCUGAUUCUCAGACACCAAGGCUUUAGGCAUCGUACCCCCUUAAAAUUAUCUGCAAGUCAGGUGGGGGGCUCAGGAGGUACCCCCCCCCCCAUCUCCCCUAAAAAAAAGACACAACAACAACAACAACAACUCCUGCUCUCCCCCCCUUUUUGUUUUAUAUUUCCUUACAGGCUCCCCUGGCUUCAUCUGGGAGGUUAA
Pelobates cultripes (western spadefoot toad) is the source of this 1508-nucleotide messenger RNA. Lineage: Eukaryota; Metazoa; Chordata; Amphibia; Anura; Pelobatidae. The record is from the annotation of a GenBank genome assembly.